UUCAAGUCUACCUAUCUGAAGCUUCACCACCAAUCUACGGUCUUCAUCGCUGUCAGGGCCGUCAAUUCGUCUUUUUACGGCCUCGCUCAUAGUAGCGCUUCCAAUUCACAAUGGCCAAAUUCUCAGUGUCACCGGCGACUCUCUCGCCUCUACGAACAACACUCUCAACACCAUGCUCACCAACCCGCCUCUCCCUCGGCCAAGUCCGUCAUGCCACAUUCAUUCCUCGACCACGCCGACCAUACACAUUCACUCAGCUCGUCACUCUAUCCGACGGCUCCUCAUACACCAUGCGAACGACUUCACCACUGCCCAUUUACCGCGCUACAAAGGACACACGCAACACAUUGCUGUGGCAGCCAUCUGAGAAGUCACUCAAGAACGUCGAGCUUGAUGAGGCCGGUAAAUUGGCUGCUUUCCGAGAACGUUACGGCCGUGCCUAUGAUGCUUCUCACGCUGAGGAGGGCGAAGGUGAUGCUGAGGCAGCUGAUGAAGGUUAUGCGGAUCUUAUCACUGGAUAUGCGCCAUCACAAGAUGCGAACGCUAUGAGGGAUUCAGGACCUAAGAAGCAGGCUAAGAAGAGAAAGUAAACAAUGAUACAAUGUUGUUGUUAAUAGAGGAGGAACCGCUAUCACAAAAACCGUAACGACCCAAUACCAACUUGGGGUGGAAAUGAGUCUUGUAUAAAUUACUAUUGAGGACAUCCGAGAAUUGGAAGCAUGAGAUGGAUGGGGGGUGGUUCGAUAUGUACAACAGCUAUAAA
Messenger RNA from Fusarium oxysporum Fo47, 763 nucleotides. Its product is annotated as mitochondrial 54S ribosomal protein bL31m. Gene Ontology annotation, cellular component: mitochondrial large ribosomal subunit. The record is from RefSeq and is a predicted model, not a curated record. Gene Ontology annotation, molecular function: structural constituent of ribosome. Gene Ontology annotation, biological process: mitochondrial translation. The transcript has a single exon. Lineage: Eukaryota; Fungi; Ascomycota; Sordariomycetes; Hypocreales; Nectriaceae. Bases 111 to 590 code for a protein of 159 amino acids.